UACUCAUUCCAGUGCGUGGGCAUGUAAAUAAAUACAAUAAGAACACAUGAUAAAGAGACAGUACUACGUUAUUAUACCCACGUUAUUACUGUAGGGCUCAAAUUCCCGUUUUAAGCAUCAUUACAGAAAACGAACAGCACAUGUAAUCAGGUUGGUCUACUAUUCUACUCGUCCUAAGAACGGAAUUUGGGGGCUUUUAUGAAUAAGUUUGUAGGCUAAGCAUUAGAAACGAGAUGUGAAACAAAUACCGCUCUGCCAGAUGUAAAAACACCAGUCUUCAUAUAAUGCCACAAUGUAGAGGUGACAUGCUCUCUUCCAAACAAUAGGGGCGCUGUUGAUAUGAAAACAGUUGCUUUUGCUGUGAUUGUACGAUCGAAGAAGUAGAGAAGGCGGGUUCGUGUUGACGUGAGCUCAGUGUGGGCAUGCAAAGGAAAUGCAUUUUAGUAGACUUACUUUGCAACUCCAUCAAUGGAUUAGUAUUCAUGAAGUGUUUCCCUGAAGACUCGGAUUGCACAGCAUUGGGAGCAGAAUGAGUCUGGUGCUACAUGAUCUUAUGACAUGCUGCAAAGGGUUAGAAAAUGACAAAGUCACGGAAAGAAAGAAGGAGGUGGAGCGCUUCAAGAGGCUUUUGCGAUCAGGCGAGACCAUCAAGGAACUGGACCGCAUAUCCUCAGUCAAGAAUUCCAAGCAACUCACCUGGGAUGCUGUGUUCAGGUUCCUGCAGAAGUACCUGCAGAAGGAGACGGAAGCCGUGCAGUCUGCCAAAGCCAACGUCUCGGCCGUCACCCAGGCCAACCGGCAGCAUAAGAUGCAGGAGAUCAGCAGUCUGGUCAAGUUUUUCAUCCGCUGCGCAAACAAGAGAGGUCCGAAGCUGAAGUGUGCCGAGCUGCUCUCCCACGUGAUGGAGGUGCUGAGGAGGUCCUUCAGCUGCGCAGCGUACGGAGAGGACUACAGCACCGUCCUGCUCAAGGAUAUCCUGUCUGUCCGCAAGUACUGGUGUGAGAUCUCGUCGCAGCAGUGGCACGGCUUGUUAGAUCUCUACUGUGGGCUCUUCACGGGAGGCUCCGUCAACCGGGUGAUGGUGAGCAGGAUCAUCCACACGCUGGUGCAGGCCAUCAGCCUCCAGACCGACGGCUUCAAUCACACCCUCUUCUGCUUCUUCUCCAAAGCCCUGAGCAACAUAAGGUCAGAGAGGCAGCACGCUGUGCUGGAGCACCUGGUGUCAGCACUUAACGUCUUCCUGCGGAGGGCGCUAGUGAGCUGGCGUCGACGGGCGUGUUCGCUGGGCGAGGAGCUGCUGCCGGGUCUGCUGCACGCCUGGAGCCACAUGAGGCCCAGCCCGCUGCUCAAGGACCAGCUGGUGGAGCUGUUCAGCCUGCAGCUGCAUAUCCACCACCCCAGUGGAGCCAAGACACAGGAGACAGGAGCCCUGGCUGAGGACUGGGGCCAUUGGCAGGGCCUCCUGUUCGGCCUCUAUGGCUCUCUGGUCGGGGAGAUCAGCGAGAUUGGCAGCAGGGGGAAGUACGCUACCGGGACUCGCCACUUCGCUGCCAAGGACAACCUCAUCGAGCUCACCGCUGAUCUCUGCCACCAGCUGUUCAGCCAGGACAGCCGGGUCCUUGAGCUCAGCCAGGCCCACUACAGGGGCGUCCCCCUGGACAGCCCCCCUGGCUCGGGCAGCAAGCGGCGCCGCGUGGAGAUCGGCUGGGAAGUGCUGAGGGACCACCUGCAGCCCAGUCAGAGCGACUUCGACAUGAUCCCCUGGCUGCAGAUCACUGCCACCCUGGCGUCCCGGUACCCAUCCAUGCUGCCCGCGGGGGAGCUGGUGCCCAUGCUGUCCCUCCUGUGCCAGCUGUUGGGCGAGCAGCAGCGGCGCGGGGAGAGGGGGCCGUACGUGCUGCGCUGCCUGAAGGAGGUGGCGCUGUGCCAGGCGUCGCGGCCCGACCUGGCCCAGGUGCGGGAGGCCGAGCUGGGGAGACUGUGGGGCCGCGUGUGGGCUCUGGCCGUACGGGGCGUCAGCUCGCCGCUCUCGGAGCUGCCCAGUCUGGAGCUGCUGAGGACCAUGGUGCAGGGGGGACUGGUGCCGGCCGACAGAGAGUUCUGGAAGCUGUUUGCAGGCUCGGCCUGUAAGCCCUCACUGUCUUCUGUUUUGGGUCUGACCCAGGCUCUGAGGAAGUCUCCUGUGCCGAAGGGUGGUGUCAGCGGUUCAGGGCUCCCAGGGUCGGCCAUGCUGGAGGGGGGCAGGCACCCCCCCCUCAGAGAGGCCAUCAUCUGCUGGCUACUGAUGACCAAUCAGAGCGAGGAGACGGAGGACAGCUCCAAACCCCACCUCCUUCUGCUCAGGGAUUUCCCACGAUACCUCAUUCCCAGAAUCCUAGUGUCCCUGACUCUUAAAGACAGCCAAGCGGGAAUAGCGUUCCUGAUGGACUCCCUCACCCCCGACAGCUUCCUUCCCCUGGACCAGAGGCCCUCGGCAGAUGUCCGGUCUGUCCUGUCUGAGGUUGAGAGCCUCUACCUGCAGUUCUCCUUCGAUGAUGCCCCCCCGUGCCCCUCCCGUGGAGCGGGCGCUGGUGGGGCGACCCCUAGAGACCCCCAGCUGACCCUGGUGCCUGAGCUGAAGGCUAAACUAGAGCAGAGUCUGCUGUCUGUGGCCGACCACCUCCUCAGCUGCUGCUCUCCAGAGAGCCAGGCCUCCGGCCCUGAGUGUUGCCUGCGGUGUGCUUGUCUGCUGGUGGGGGUGCUGGGGGGGUACGUGCGCACGGGGCUCCUCGCUGAAGGAGAGCUCCGCCACUCCCCGCUCUUCCAGAAAGCCAAGGCGCUGGCUGAGGAGUUCAGUGAGUAUGUGUACACGGCCAAGAGCAGGCUGGCCGAAGAGUCUGUCCUCUCCACCAUCAGGGCUGUGAUGCUCAUGUGUACCCAGAGCAUCAGCUGUGUGGAGAAGACGGAUAAAAUGAGCUCAAUCUGCUGUGACAUCUUCUUGAAAAUGUUGCCAGCAAGGCUGCUAACUGAGCUGACAGAGAUCUGUAAGAUAUUGCUGAGCUCGAGGCGGCGAGACAGCCUGUCAGCGGGGGACGUGCUGAUGGACGAGGACGGGGACGGGGACGGGGACGGGGACGUGAGCAGGACGCAGGCGGAGCCGCGGGAGGGCGUCGACCUGUUUGACGACGGAGACGGCCCCCAGCCCAGUGCCAACGGAAGUGCCCACGCCAAAGGAGACGGCACAGAGGUGCCACACUGCCCAGGCGCUAAGAGUGUGCUGUGUGAGGACCAGCUGCUGAAGCAGGACCAUGCCCUGCUGGCGACUCUGUCCUUCCUGUCGCUCUGCUCGUCCUCGGAGCGCCCCCACGGACUGGCCUUCAAACCGGCCGACGUCCGGCGCCGCCUCCUCAAGCUGCUGGACCACCUGGAGUUCGCCCGGCCCCUGCACCUCCACCUGUAUCUGGUGCUGCUGAAGACUCUCCCAGCAGAGGGCGCUAUGUUGCCAUCAGAGGACUUUGAUGCUCUUCUCAGGCCCCUGGCGGACAUGUGUUCUCUGUACCGCCUGGACCAGGAAGUGUGCGCUGCCAUUCUAUUGGCUCUGCUUCCCGCCAUUCACAGCCUGGGCUGGCCGCGAGCCCCCGGUGACGAGGAUGAGAACAUGGAGCACGUGCAGGGGGCUCUGCUCCAGGUCAUCUCUGGCUUCUGCAUGCUGGGUGAAAAAGGGAAGAGCACUGCACCUGUGAGGGCCGCUGUGGUCCAGUGUCUGGGGGCUCUGCUGGAGGUGGACCCCUGCUGUAAGUGGGCGGUGCUAACUAUGGGGGAGGAGCAAGCUGUGAGCGAUGCCUUGCCAGACCAUCUGGCUGACCCUCAUCAUCACGUGCGCAUGCUGGCGGCCAUGGCCCUGGACAGGUUGUUUGUAGACAGGAAGUCAGAGGACGGGGAGGACAGGAGGCUGCUGCCCCUGAAGAAGCAGCAGAAGGCCUUUGAGAACAUCUACCUGAAGGCCCAGGAGGGGAUGAAGAUUCAGAAGUCUGGGGCGUCUGAGGAGCUGCCCGAUGAGACGUGCAACCGGCGAGCCACCCUGCUGAAGAGCGUUGCCAUGGUGAUGUGCUGCAGCCCCGUGUGUGAGAAGCAGGCGCUGUUUGCUCUGGUCCAGUCCUACAAGGAGAACAACAUGGAGGAGAAUCUCAUCAAAAAGGUCUUGAAUGGUGUGUCCCAUACUCUGGGCUACCGCAGCCCCCAGGCGCUGGUCAGUGCUCACCUGUCCUACCUGGUGUCAGAGUGGCUGUGCCAGAGAGAGACGGACAAGAGCUACACACUCGAGGCCUUCCCCUACACACUCCUCAACCAUAACACACUCCAGGACUUCUAUAGGAGCUCGUAUCAGGUGCUGGUUCCUCACCUGGUCUUCCUGGACGACUUUGAGGCGGUGCGCUCCAUCGGGAGCCAGCUGGGCCGUGACUGGAGGCUGCUGCUGGCCGACUGCUUCCCCAGGAUCAUGGUGAACAUCCUGCCCUACUUCGCCCAGUCGGGCCAGGACCCCCGCGCCGCCCAGCACCGGGAGAAGGCCCACCGGGUCUACGACCUCCUCAAGGACGGCCAGUGCCUCGGCAAACAGAAAAUAGACAGUCUGAUCUGCGGAAACCUGGCUGAUAUAGUGGUGGAGCUGCUGAUGACCCUUUAUGAAGACGCAGGAGCAGGAGCAGAGAGGGGGGAGCUGCACAGGUUUACUGGUGAGCUGGACCCCGCGCCCAAUCCCCCCUACUUCAGCUCCUAUGUGAUCAAAGCCACGCUGGGCUACCUGAGCAAGUGCCACAGCGCCACACACAAGAGCCUGGUGGCCAUCCUCUCCAAGACCCCGGUGUCUAUCCAGCGGAUCCUGCUGGCGCUGUGCCAGGCGGGUUCUGAGAGCACCAGUGUGUACGAGCGGCACCGGGCUCUGAUGAUGUACCACCUGUUCGUCAGCCUGCUGCUGCAGGAGGUCAAGGACGGCCUGGGGGGAGCCUGGGCCUAUGUGCUCCGAGACGUCAUCUACACGCUCAUACACCACAUCAACAGCAGGCCCGUGCGUGCGGGGGAGGUGGCCGUGCGGAGUGUGUCCCUGUGCUGUGACCUGCUGACCCUGGUCUGUCGGACGGCCGUCACCUUCUGUGACGACGCCCUGGAGAGCCACCUGCAGGUCAUCGUGGGGACGCUCACCGCGCAGGUCACCGACCAGCCCACCAUCUCCCAGCAGGUGCUAGGCCUGUUGCAGUUCUUGGUGGUGGAGAACCCGGAGAACCGUGCCCUGAGAGAGGCCAUCCCUCUGCUGGAACCGUUCCCAGCCCAGCCGGCCUUCAGGGAGCUGCGGGCCGUACAGCAGCAGCUCAAGUACCGCAGUGGACCCUUCAGUCUCAGACAGGAGAUUGAGCACUUCCUGUCGAUGACUUCCUGUGACUCGUUGCCGCGGACACGGCUUGAGGGACUAAAGGACCUGCAGAGGCUGCUGGGCUCACAACGGCUGCAGAUGAGGCCACUGCUCAGGGAGUGCCAUGAUGACCCUGCUGGUAGUGUAUUGGUGAGGCUUGUCCUGAGUCUCCUGCAGCUUGGGAAAGUGGCUGCCAAUUGCCCUGGAGGAAGUGACGUUCUUGAGGCCAUUGGUAGCUGUCUGGGAGAGCUGGGGCCGGUGGAUUUGUCCACCAUCGCACUGCAUCAUGGGAAGGACAAGGAGUACACCCGAGCGGUAGCGCUGUUUGCGGACGCUGAGCACCAGUGGAUCUUCAUCAUCCUCAGACUGAUGAACAAAGCUCUGACCCACCACAGGAUCGAGGUGAGGCAGGCUGCGGCUGAGUGUGUGAAGGCCAUCCUGGCGUCCCAGUCUGGAGUGCUCUUCUGGGAGGUGUACAAAGACCAGCGCGACCCCAUGCUCGUCUACCUCAGCCCCUUCAGGGUCACCAAGAAGAAGGAUCAGGCGGUGAGGUCAGAGGUCGACCCUGACGGCAGAGAGCGACUGGACAGCGAGGAGCUGUGGCGGCCGUCGCCAGGGAAACACAGGGAGUGGCUGCGAGGGCUGUGUGUGGCGCUGCUGGAGAGCGGAGGGGUGAAGAGCGAAGCGCUGCUCCUCACCAGACCCCUGUGUGAGGUCCAGACGGGCUUCUGUCAGCAGGUGCUUCCCCUCUUCAUCCAUGACGUGCUGCUGGGAGACGGGGGCGGGGCUGGCAGCUGGAGGGAGCUGCUCUCCACACACAUCCAGGGCUUCUUCGCCCACUGCACCCGAUCGCCCAACACCCCGCCCAGCCGACCCACCACGCCCGCGCCCAUGCCCACUGACUCAGGGGACUCUGAUGUGAGCAGUGUGGCACAGCUAGAUAAGGCUUCUCUGCGUACCAUGCUGGCUGUCAUCGACUACCUCAGACAGCAGAGCAAGCCCACCGACUCCGACAGCCAGCCCUGUGGCACGGUGUGUGAGUCUAACUUCUGGCUGGAGCUGAACUACCUGGAGGUGGCACGUGCCGCCCAGCUGUGCUCCGCCCACUUCACCGCCCUGCUCUACUGCGAGAUCUACGUGGACAAACUCCGCUCUGACCUGGAGCACAGGCGCAGAGGUGGGCCUGGAGUCAGCAGGAGGAUUGCGUUUGAUGAGAGCCAGACCCUCUCCAUCAGCAGCGUGAGCGAGAAGAGUGUGGAGGAUACAGGCAUCAGUCUGCAGGAGCUUCUGAUCGAGGUGUACAGGAGCAUUGGAGAACCAGACAGCCUCUAUGGGUGUGGAGGAGGCAAGAUCAUCAGUCCUUUGACCAGGAUCAGGACGUAUGAACACGAGGCCCUGUGGGGGCGAGCCCUGACCUCGUAUGACCUUCACACCAACCUGCCAGAGGUCACACGCCUGGUGGGGAUUGUAGUGGGCCUGCAACACUUUGGCCUGAGCAGCAUCUUGAGCACCUACCUGCGGGGUCUGGACGCUGAGGCGGUGGAGGGGGGGGCAGAGCUCCGGGAGCUCAGGUUCCAGGCCGCCUGGAGGAGCACCAUGUGGGACGACGCCCUGCCCGACAGGGAUGAGAAGCUGAGUCCUGGCUUUAAUGAGUCGGUGUUCACGGCCCUGCAGUCCCUGCGGGAUAAGGAGAUCUGCUUCUUUGAGCAAACCCUCAAGGUAGCCAGGGUGGGUGAGGUUGAGGAGCUGUGUAAGGGCAGUCUGGAGGCCGUCUCCUCCCUCUACCCCUCCCUGUGUAACCUCCAGAGGAUCAGUGAGCUGGACAGCAUCAAACAGCUCUUCUCCAGGCCUCUGAGUGAGCCUGCUUUCCUGGAGGUGAACAGCAGGUGGCGCCAGCACUCAGAGCUGCUGGUGGACACUGAGUUCAGCCUGGUGGAGCCCAUCCUGGCGCUGCGCUCCUCCCUGCAGGAGGUGCUGCUGGUGCGCGAGCAGGAGACGCAGCACAGGGGCCUCCUCAGGGCCUCCUACUGCACACACCUCAUGGAGCUGUGCAGGCUAGCGCGGGGGGCAGGGAACACACAGCUGGCCGAGAGGGCGGUGUUCCAGAUGAAGCAGCACAGCGACGCCAGCUCUGGAGGGGUCGUCACGGCAACGUUGUGGCAGCUGGAGGAGGCGCAGGUGUUCUGGGAGAAGAAGGAGCAGGGGCUGGCCUUGAGCCGCCUCAAGCAGAUGAUUGGCAGCCUGGAGGAGCAGGUGGACAUGAACCCGGCUCUGGCCCCAGUGUACAGUGAGAGUCUGAGGCUGUGUGGGACCUGGCUGGGGGAGACGUGUCUGGAGAGUCCUGGGGUCAUCCUGGAGCAGUACCUGGAGAAGGCCGUGGAGGUGAUUAAGGGCCACGCUGGUGGCUCUGACCCCAGACUGCAGGGCCAGAAGACCGAGGCCUUCCUGUCCCUGGCCCGCUUCUCAGACGCCCAGUACCAGAGCAUCGACAACUACAUGAAGUCGUCCGAGUUUGAGAACAAGCAGGCGCUGCUGGAGAAGGCCAGGGAGGAGGUGGAGCUGAUGAGGGAGAGGAAGGUCGUAAACAACAGGUACACAGUGAAGGUGCAGAGAGAACUGGAGCUGGACGUGCGUGCUCUGGAGAACCUGCGUACGGACCGGCACCGGUUCCUGUUGAACGCGGUGGAGAACUACAUCCGGUGCCUUGAGCUGGGCCAGGAGCACGACACCUGGAUCUUCAGGCUCGCCUCACUCUGGCUGGAGAACGCAGACACCAAGAGUGUCAACGACGUCAUGGAGAAGGGUGUGACUAAGAUCCCCUCUUACAAGUUCCUGCCCCUAAUGUACCAGCUGGCUGCGCGCAUGGGCAGUAAGAUCUCAGGUGGACUCUCCUCCGAGGACGUGGGCUUCCAUACGGUCCUCAACAAGCUGAUUUACCGGGCGUCGCUGGAGCACCCUCACCACACGCUCUUCAUCAUCCUCGCCCUGGUCAACGCCAACAAGGACGACAACUUCUCACGCAAGCAGCUCUCCAAGGGGGGCGCCAAGGGCCAGUCCUCCCCCCUCGACCUGGAACGGUCGAAGGUGGCGAAGAACAUCUUGGAGAAGAUCCGUAGAAAGCGGGGCGCUAUGGUGCAGGGCAUGGAGACCCUGUGCGAUGCCUACAUCACCUUGGCAUACAUGGAUGUCAACCGCUUCAAGAAUGAAAAGAAGGCCAUCCCCAUCCCUACCACCCAACCCCUCACUAAGAUCAAGGACCUGGAUGAGGUCACUAUCCCCACAAUGGAAAUCAAGGUGGACCCCUCAGGUAAGUAUGAGAACCUGGUGACCAUUCGCUCCUUCAAGCCCAACUUCAGCCUGGCCGGAGGCGUCAACCUGCCCAAGAUCAUCGACUGCGUGGGGUCGGACGGGAAGAGCCGGAAACAGCUUGUCAAGGGUCAGGAUGACUUGAGGCAGGAUGCAGUCAUGCAGCAGGUGUUCCAGAUGUGCUCCACACUGCUACAGCGGAACGCAGAGACACGCAAGAGGAAGCUAAAUAUCCGCCGCUACAAGGUGGUUCCCUUCUCCCAGCGCAGCGGGGUGCUGGAGUGGUGCUCGGGCACCGUGCCCAUCGGGGAGUUCCUGGUGGAGCCCGAGAAGGGGGCGCACCGACGCUUCAGGCCCCAGGACUGGACCAACAUGGCCUGCAGGAAGAGGAUGAUGGAAACACAGAAAAUGGGCUUUGACGGGAAGAUCCAGGCCUUCACGGAGGUGUGUCAGAAAUUCCGGCCGGUGUUCCGCUACUUCUGCAUGGAUCGCUUCCGGGACCCGGCCGUAUGGCUGGAGCGCAGGCUGGCCUACACCCGCAGUGUGGCCACCUCCUCCAUCGUGGGCUAUAUUGUCGGCCUGGGCGAUCGCCACAUCCAGAACAUUCUCAUUGAUGAGGAGACGGCUGAGCUCGUCCACAUUGACUUGGGGGUGGCGUUUGAGCAGGGCAAGAUUCUGCCCACGCCUGAGACGGUGCCCUUCCGCCUCUCCAGAGACAUAGUGGACGGCAUGGGCAUUACUGGGGUGGAGGGAGUCUUCAGAAGGUGCUGUGAGAAGACUAUGGAAGUCAUGCGGAGUUCCCAGGAGGCUCUGCUCACCAUAGUGGAGGUGCUGCUCUACGAUCCGCUGUUUGAUUGGACGAUGAAUCCGCUGAAGGCCUUCUACCUGCAGCAGCAGGACGAGCAGGCGGAGCUCAACGCCACGCUCAACCCAACACCAGCGGAGGAGUUGGAGGCACACAGGAAGGCCAGCAGUGAUAGUCAGAGCUUUAAUAAGGUGGCGGAGCGCGUGCUGCUGCGGCUACAGGAGAAGCUGAAGGGGGUGGAGGCGGGGGCUGUGCUCAGUGUGGGGGGGCAGGUCAACCUCCUCAUCCAGCAGGCCAUGGACCCCGGAAACCUCAGCCGCCUCUUCCCCGGGUGGCAGGCCUGGGUCUGAGACAAACUCUGACACACACACACACACACACACACACACACACACA
Molecule: messenger RNA, 9893 nt
Organism: Clupea harengus (Atlantic herring)
Lineage: Eukaryota; Metazoa; Chordata; Actinopteri; Clupeiformes; Clupeidae
Gene: atm
Product: ATM serine/threonine kinase
Exons: 63
Coding region: 530-9847 (3105 amino acids)
Biological process (GO): DNA repair
Molecular function (GO): protein serine/threonine kinase activity; protein binding
Source: RefSeq, a predicted model, not a curated record